AAAUGCUGAUGUAGUUUACAGUGAGAGAACAGUCGGAAAUAGUGGUUUUCAAAUAUUAAUGUUCAUAUUUUCUUUUAUAAGUUUGACUGCAAGAGAAAUACACCUGCUUUUUUUCAAAUGAAAUUGGCAGGUGAGAUCUGAAAGCAAACAGCAAAGUAAUCUUUCCCAAAUCUCGUUGCGGAUGUUUCACCACCGGAGUAUUUUUCUUGUGGCACACGGGUCUUGCUUUUGGAUUCAUCCAACAUGUCUAGUUCUUACAGAAUCAGGAUCCAGGAGUUCAAGGUGGCCUUGAGUGAAGAUAAGCUUGACUUAAAGGUGCUUCGGGAACUUUGCUUCAGCGGUAUCCCGUUUGAAGGAGGUAUCCGUGCACUUUGCUGGAAAGUCCUGCUCAAUUACCUGCCUUUGGACCAGCUGAUAUGGGAGUCCUUCCUCAAAAAUCAGAGGGAGGUGUACUCCCAGUUCCUAAAGGAGAUGAUCAUCCAACCAGGCAUCGCUAAGGCCAACCUGGGCCUCUCCAGAGAGGACGUGACUAUGGAGGACCACCCUCUCAACCCCAACCCAGACAGCAAGUGGAACAACUACUUCAGAGACAACGAGGUGCUGCUACAGAUUGAUAAAGAUGUUCGGCGCUUGUACCCCGACAUGGCGUUCUUCCAGCGGCCAACAGACUACCCCUGCCAGCUGAUCCUGGAUCCCCAGAACGACUACGAGACACUCAGGCGCCGUGUGGAACAGACUACCCUCAAGGCCCAAACUGUGGAGCGCAACCGCAGCGGGGUCACCAAUGUGAGCUCCCCGGGCAAGGCCCUUAACCUGUACCCGUCCAACGAGUACGAGGUGCUGCCCAGCGGCUGCGAGGCACACUGGGAGGUGGUGGAGCGAAUCCUGUUCAUCUAUGCCAAGCUCAACCCGGGCAUCGCCUACGUGCAGGGCAUGAACGAGGUGGUGGGUCCUAUCUACUACACCUUUGCCACCGACCCCAACAACGAGUGGAAAGAGCACGCCGAGGCAGACACCUUCUUUUGUUUCACCAACCUGAUGUCAGAGAACCGGGACAUGUUCAUCAAGAGCCUGGACGACUCGCAGUGCGGCAUCACCUACAAGAUGGAGAGCGUCUACUCCAUGCUCAAAGAGAAGGACAUGGACCUCUAUAUGAAACUGCAGGAGCAGAACAUCAAGCCGCAGUACUUCACCUUCCGCUGGUUGACCCUGCUGCUGUCCCAGGAGUUCCUCCUGCCCGACGUCAUCCGCAUCUGGGAUACGCUCUUCUCCGACCAGGACCGCUUCGACUUCCUCACCCUGGUCUGCUGCGCCAUGCUCGUACUGAUUCGAGAUCAGUUGCUGGCAGGAGAUUUCACGGUCAACAUGAGACUGUUGCAGGACUACCCCAUCUCAGAUGUCCACACCAUCCUGGCCAAGGCCAAGGAGCUUCAGGGUGGCUCAUAGCCACCCCUCCCCCUAUCUCCCUCUCCUGGAUUUGGGGGAUGCACCAUUGAAACUGGUAACCCUAGGUGACAACAAGGCCCCAUUGCACCCUGGGAGGGAGAGGAAGCCACCUGGUGCCGGGGUGGUGCACGGUUUCCUCAAAGCAACCAAACUCAAUACUUAGUCUUCUUGUCUCACUCUCACGGCCCGACAGUAUUUCCACUCUCUCAGAGAGGGUGUGUGGGCUCAAGCUAUUUAUUUUUGCACUGAACACUUGAAAAAAAUGACAAUCUACAUAUAUGAAGCAGAGAAACCAGUUACAUUAUAAAGUUUGUCAGUGCUAUUAUAACACUUCUAGGUUAUUUUAAUAGUACGUUUUUCUUCGUUCAGUUUGUUUAUUUUUUACAUGUGAACAUGGUUAUUUUUUAUUGUGGAGCUCGUACGAAAGACGAAAUGUAAUACUACCAUGUAAAGUCUAACCACAACAAAAAAUGAGUAUAGAUUGUAACUAGGAUCAUAUGCUUUUGGUAAUGGGCAAUUGAAACGUGAAGGUCCUCUGUUUGUUUUCGGUUAAACUCAGUCUGGCCAGUUUAAAGCCAGCCACUUAAAUCUCCAAUAUUAAUGUAUGUUUGCAAAAUGUUGGUAUCAAAUGGAUGGGGUGUGAAACCUGUACCUUACUCACUAACCCAAAGUGCAUGCUUAUAAAAGCUAAUGAAAAAACUAAUUAACCCUUGAUUGUCUUAAAUCUAGUCUUAGGGGGAAAUUGAUACAGUGAUGAUGAUGAUGGUCUAUUUUAUUGUAAGGGCAUUACUUUGCAAACAAAACAGUCAGAUUAAAUUGGGCAUUCAAGUUUUUUAUAUAUUUUGAGUCAUUUCUUAAUAUAUUUUGAGUCAUUUCUUAAUAUAUUUUGAGUCAGUUUUUAAUAUAUUUUGAGUCAUUUCUUAAUAUAUUUUGAGUCAUUUCUUAAUAUAUUUUGAGUCAUUUCUUAAUAUAUUUUGAGUCAGUUUUUAAUAUAUUUUGAGUCAUUUCUUAAUAUAUUUUGAGUCAUUUCUUAAUAUAUUUUGAGUCAUUUCUUAAUAUAUUUUGAGUCAUUUCUUAAUAUAUUUUGAGUCAUUUCUGGUCGCAUUAAAAAGUGGUUCACAUGUAAAGCAUAAUAAAUUGAACAUUAAUGACAUGUUAAGUGAAGAAUAACACAUUUUGCUCUGCAUACUGUUGGAUAAUUAGAGACAACAAAUUAUUGAUGAUAAUAACUAAAUAUGUAUAAUUAAUGACAUUAAAAUGCUAUGGUAACAUUUCUGUACUCAGAUAAUGGAAUUGACAGAUAACAGAGCUGACAACUGAAAAUCACUAACAUUUAAUGUGUUAUUGGUUUUUUUGGUCUCAAAACACUAACAGUUACCACAAAGUUAAUACACCAUUGAAAUGUACCUUUUCAAACUGUAGGACACAUAAAAAUGUGAUACUUUGUUAAGUACACAGAGAAUGUCUUGCUUUGUAAUGAUAAUUUAAUCAUUAUGAUUAUGAUACAGCUCACGAAACAGGUACCUUUUUACUGUUUGCGUUUCAGAUUGAUUGGCACUCCCUAGUAUCGCCAUCCAUUUCGGUCUACAGUACAUUUGGAAAGUAUUCAGACCCCUUAACCUUUUCCACAUUUUGUUACGUUCCAGCCUUAUUCUAAAAUUGAUUCAAUGUUUUUUCCCUCUCAAUCUACACAUAAUACCCCAUAAUGACAAAGCAAAAACAGGUUUUUAGAAAUGUUUGCAAAUACAUUUGUUUAAUCACAUUUACAUUACUAUUCAGACCCUUUUCUCAGUACUUUGUUGAAGUACCUUUGGCAGCGAUUACAGCCUUGUCUUCUUGGGUGUGACGCUACAAGCUUGGCACACUUGUAUUUGGGGAGUUUCUGACAUUCUUCUCUGCAAAUCCUCUCUAGCUCUGUCAGGUUGGAUGGGGAACGACACUGCACAGCUAUUUUCAGGUCUCUCCAGAGAUGUUCGAUCGGGUUCAAGUCCGGCCUCUGCCUGGGCCACUCAAAGACAUUCAGAGAGUUGUCCCGAAGCCACUCUUGCGUUGUCUUGGCUGUGUGAUUAGGGUCGUUGUCCUGUUGGGAGGUGAACGUUCGGCCCAGUCUGAGGUCCUGAGAGCUCUGGAGCAGGUUUUCAUCAAGAAUCUCUCUGUACUUUGCUCCGUUCAUCUUUGCCUCGAUCCUGACUAGUCAGUCCCUGCUGCUGAAAAACAUCCCCACAGCAUGAUGCUGCCACCAUCAUGCUUCACCGUAGGGAUGGUACCAGGUUUCCUCCAGACGUGACGCUUGGCAUUCAGGCCAAAGAGUUCAAUUUGGUUUCAUCAGACCAAAGAGUCUUGUUUCUCAUGGUCUGAGAGUCUUUAGGUGCCUUUUGGUAAACUCCAAGCAGGCUGUUGUGCCUUUUACUGAGUGGCUUCCGUCUGGCCGCUCUACUAAAAAGGCCUGAUUGGUGGACUGCUGCAGAGAUGGUUGUCCUUUUGGAAGGUUAUCCCAUCUCCAGAGAGGAACUCUAGAGCUCUGUCAGAGUGAUCAUCGAGUCCCUUCUCCCCCGAUUGCUCAGUUUGGCCGGGCGGACGGCUCUAAGAAGAGUCUUUGUGGUCAAAUUUCUUCCGUUUUAAGAAUGAUGGAGGCCACUGUGUUCUUGGGGACCUUCAAUGCUGCAGACAUUUUUUUGGUACCCUUCCCUAGAUCAGUGCCUCGACACAAUCCUGUCUCAGCUCUGUGGACAAUUCCUUCGACCUCAUGGCUUGGUCUUUGCUCUGACGUGCACUGUCAACUGUGGGACCUUAUAUAGAGAGGUGUGUACGUUUUCAAAUCAUAUCCAAUCAAUUGAAUUUACAACAGGUGGACUCCAAUCAAAUUGUAGAAAUAUCUCAAGGAUGAUCAAUAGAAACAGGAUUUCAAGUCUCAUAGCAAAGUGGCUGAAUACUUAAGUAAAUAAUGUAUUUGUUUUUUUAUCUGAAAUACAUUUGCAAAAAAUUCUAAAAACUGUUUUCGACUUUGUCAUUAUGGGUAUUGUGAUGUCAUUAUGGGGUAUUGUGAUGUCAUUAUGGGGUAUUGUGAUGUCAUUAUGGGGUAUUGUGAUGUCAUUAUGGGGUAUUGUGAUGUCAUUAUGGGGUAUUGUGAUGUCAUUAUGGGGUAUUGUGUGUAGAUUGCUGAGGAUUUAUUUUUAUUGAAUCCAUUUUUAGAACAAGGCUGUAACGAAACAAGAUGUGGAAAAAUAUAUUUUUAUUUAAUCCAUUUUUAGAAUAAGGCUGUAACGAAACAAGAUGUGGAAAAAUAUCUGAAUACAUUCCGAUGGCACUAUACAUUCUAACACUUUCAUUGGCAAGAUGGUAUCCUCCAACUGACAAAUCCCCUAUGCAGGAAUUGGUACAAAUGAACAGUCUGUGACUAACUUUAAUUCAAUGUAGCAUUAUUGUACUAAAGGUAUUAAGGGAUACUACACUACAUUACCAAAAGUAUGUGGACACCUGUUUGUUGAACAUCUCAUUCCAAAAUCAUGGGUAUUAAUAUGGAGUUGGCUUCCCCUUUGCUGAGAGUGGCUUUCAGUGUUGUGUUGGAUUUUCCCCAAACAUUACUCUUUGUAUUCAGAACAAAAAGUUAAUUUCUUUACCAUAUUUAUUGCCGCAUUACUUAAGUGCCUUGUUGCAAACAAGAUACAUGUUUUGGGAUAUUUUUAUUCUGUACAGGCUUCCUUCUUUUCACUCUGUCAUUUUGGUUAGUAUUGUGGAGUAACUAUAAUGUUGUUGAUCCAUCCUCAGUUUUCUCCCAUCACAGCCAUUACAUUCUGUAACUGUUGUAAAAUACCCAUUGGCCUCAUGGUGAAAUCCCUGAGCCGUUUCCUUCCUCUCCGGCAACUGAGUUAGGAAGGACGCCUGUAUCUUUGUAUUGACUGGGUGUAUUGAUACACCAUCCAAAGCUUAAUAACUUCACCCUCCUCAAAGGGAUAUUCAGCAUCUGGUUAUUUAUUUAGAUUUUUUAUAUAAAUUGGAGACCAUUUUGCGAGGCAUUGAAAAACCUCCCCGGUUUUUGUGGUUGAGUGUGUGCUUGAAAUGAACUACUCGAAUUGGGGGGCCUUACAAUUAAUUGUAUGUGUGGGUACAGAAAUUAGGUAGUCACUCAAAAAUGAUGUUAACCACUAUUAUUGCACACAGUGAGUCCAUGCCACUUAUUAUGUGAUUUGUUAAGCACACAUUUACUCCUGAUUUAUUUAGGCUGUAACAAAGGGGUUGAAUACGUAUUGACUCAAGACAUUUCAGCUUUUCAUUGAGUGUUCUAUUAACACAAAUCCACUUGGCAGUGAUGGGGUGUUGUGUGUAGAUCAGUGACACAAAAUCUACAUUGAAUCUGUUUUCAAAUCAGGCUGUCAAGCAAGACGAGGUUGAAUAAGUAAAGGGCUAUGCACACUUUCUGAAGGCGUUGUGUAUAUAAACAGUGACACAUUCCCCCUUGGAGAUUCACAAAUGACAAAGAAGGAUAGUCUCAUCUUCCUGUAAUUCACAAAAGUCUGUUGUCAAUGAUUUAAUGAUUUAUUGUUCUCCAUCUUUUUCUCAUUCUUAUCUUGUUCCAUUGUGAUUAUUUUUUAUUCUGUUUCCCCCCUUCUUUCAUCAUUCCCAUGGCUCUCGCCUUUCUGGACUUUAAACAAAAUCUGUUUUAUAGCAAUAUGGAGACUGUUUCAGAAGGCAGCUCGCAGCCUCUGGUCUCUCAUCUCUGCCAACCAUUUGAUGCGAGCCAGUAUAGCCUAUAUGUGGCAAAAAGCUCCUAUAAUUGUGGAAUAACAGUGCUAGAGAGGGAGAGUAUGCAUAGUCCAUACAAAGUAUAGGAAUAGCAGACAAGUGGGUUAGGAAAAGCAGAACACUAGUAGUUCAACCAUUUUCAAAGUUGGUUUUUGGGAGUAAUUUGUUUCAACAAUAAAAAUGAUUUUAAAAAGCCA
This is a messenger RNA of Oncorhynchus kisutch (coho salmon), 6386 nucleotides long. Its product is annotated as TBC1 domain family member 13. Gene Ontology annotation, molecular function: GTPase activator activity. Lineage: Eukaryota; Metazoa; Chordata; Actinopteri; Salmoniformes; Salmonidae. The coding region runs from base 244 to 1446 and encodes 400 amino acids. The record is from RefSeq and is a predicted model, not a curated record. Gene Ontology annotation, biological process: intracellular protein transport; activation of GTPase activity. The transcript is spliced from 12 exons.